Molecule: messenger RNA, 1762 nt
Organism: Hemicordylus capensis (graceful crag lizard)
Lineage: Eukaryota; Metazoa; Chordata; Lepidosauria; Squamata; Cordylidae
Product: carboxypeptidase A2-like
Exons: 12
Coding region: 399-1658 (419 amino acids)
Biological process (GO): proteolysis
Molecular function (GO): metallocarboxypeptidase activity; zinc ion binding
Source: RefSeq, a predicted model, not a curated record
GUACCUAGCAACACCCCUGCCGAAGUUCAAUCUGAAUGGCUUCUCUUUGCCAAGCAAGGAAGAGUAAAAAGAAAGUGAGAAAGGGAUGCUGUACCCCCUUUGCAGUUCCUUUUCAGCUGUGCAAACAGAUGGCUGCCAAGCACUGAAACAGCGCAUCCUGAAAUAAAAGCCACGUGCCUUGGUUUGAUUGACAGUGGGCCACAUUGGCCAACUGGGAAAUGUGAGCAACGCCCUCCGAGCAGCGAGACUUUCUUAUCUACCAAGGUACCUUGAAACAUUAGACAUGCAUGGGAAUUCAGACACAUGGAGCAUCUCUGGAAAGUGCACCUGGUGAGAGGGGUGCAUAAAUACAAUCUUGCUUGUUCCUCACAUUCCUAUUUCUGGACAACUCUCCAAAGAUGAGGCUGAUUCUGCUGCUCGGGGUUCUCAUCAGGGCAACCUGGGGCCUGGAAAUGUUUGUGGGGGACCAGGUAAUCCGGGUGGAGCCAUCCAGUGCAGAGGAGGUCCGCCUGCUGAAGCAACUGGAAGCCAUGGAACCUCUCCAGCUCGAUUUCUGGAGGUUCCCUUCGUAUCCCGGCCGUCCUGUGGAUAUCCAAGUGCCACUUCCCUGCCUCCAAGAUGUGAAAGUCUUUCUGGAGUCCCACCAGAUGAAGUAUUAUGUCAUGAUCGAAGAUGUCCAGGCUGUAGUGGCUGAAGAAGCUCGAGAGAUGGAGCUCAACCAGCGACGGGAACGUGGCAGCAAGGGUUUCAACUAUGCUGCAUAUCACCCCCUGGAAUCUAUUUACCAAGCUAUGGACGACAUUGUGGCUGAACACUCCCAGCUUGUGAGCAAGCUCCAGAUUGGAGAGUCUUACGAAAAACGGCCCCUCUACGCCCUCAAGUUCAGCACUGGAGGACGUGGCCGGCCUGCAAUCUGGAUUGACGCUGGCAUCCAUGCUCGUGAAUGGGUCACCCAAGCUACCGCCCUGUGGACUGCGAAAAAGAUUGCCUCUGACUAUGGGAACGACCCGUCAUUAACUUCCUUGUUAGACACAAUGGAUAUUAUCCUGCUGGUUGUUGCCAAUCCAGAUGGAUACGUGUUUUCUCACACCAAAAACCGCAUGUGGAGGAAGACCCGCUCCAAGAUCCCGGGCAGCAGUUGCAUAGGAGUGGACCCCAACAGGAACUGGGAUGCCGGUUUUGGAGGACCUGGAGCCAGUAACAACCCCUGCUCCGAUUCUUACCAUGGACCCAGUGCCAAUUCCGAAGUAGAAGUGAGGUCCAUUGUGGAUUUCAUCAAGAACCAUGGGAAUGUCAAGGCCUUUAUCAGCGUCCACAGCUACUCGCAGCUUCUGAUGUUCCCCUUUGGGUACAAAUGCUCCAACCCCAAGGAUUACAAUGAACUGGAAUAUGUGGGGAAAGCGGCGAGCAAUGCUCUGAGUUCACUCUAUGGGACCCGUUUUAAAGUAGGACCCAUUUGCUCGGUUAUUUACCAAGCCAGUGGGGGCAGCAUUGACUGGACUUAUGACUACGGCAUCAAAUACUCGUUUGCCUUUGAACUGCGCGAUACGGGCCGCUACGGGUUCCUCUUGCCGGCCAAUCAGAUCGUCCCAACAGCCCAAGAGACCUGGCUGGCGCUGAUGACCAUCUUUGAGCAUGUGCGAGACCAUCCCUACUGAGCGGGGCGGAGCAGGGCAUGUGCCAGCAGCCACCCAGUGCCGCUGUGGCCAGAAAGCUGCUCCAUGGUCCCAGCUGCUUUGUCAGUCGGUGGUUCCAUCAAAGU